Elephantulus edwardii (Cape elephant shrew) is the source of this 936-nucleotide messenger RNA. Its product is annotated as mas-related G-protein coupled receptor member X3-like. Gene Ontology annotation, biological process: G protein-coupled receptor signaling pathway. The transcript has a single exon. The record is from RefSeq and is a predicted model, not a curated record. Lineage: Eukaryota; Metazoa; Chordata; Mammalia; Macroscelidea; Macroscelididae. Gene Ontology annotation, cellular component: membrane. Gene Ontology annotation, molecular function: G protein-coupled receptor activity. Bases 1 to 936 code for a protein of 311 amino acids.
AUGAAUGAAAGUAACAAGACACUUUCUUCAGAUGAUGCCGUAGAAUUGCUGAUCCUGCCCUUGCUGACCUUCGUCAUUGCCCUGUGGGGGCUGAUAGGGAACACAGUUGUGAUCUGGCUACUAGGCUUCCGCCUUCGAAGGAACUCCUUCUCGGUCUACAUCCUCAACCUUGCAGUGUCUGACUUCCUUUUCCUCUCCAACCUGAUUUUAAUGUUCAUAGUGACUAUCUUGGUCCUCUUCAAUCCCAUCUUUACCUUUGCCCUUCAAUGUUUUAGUGCUACAUUCUUGGUUUUGUAUAUCUUAAGCCUCAGCAUUCUCAGUGCUAUUAGCACAGAGCGUUGUCUGUCUGUCCUGUGCCCUAUUUGGUACCGCUGCCACCGCCCAAGAAACCUGUCAGUUGUCACAUGUGUCCUGCUGUGGGCCUUGUCCCUGUUUCUGGUCAUCUUGGAGGAAAUCUAUUGUACAUUAAUUGUGCACUUGGAUAAUGAUGGUUGGUGUCAAGUUACUGAAUUUGUCAUUGCCUCAUGGUUGAUAUUCUUAUUUGUGACUCUCUUUGGAUCUAGCUUCACUCUGCUGGUAAAGAUGUGUGGCUCCCAGAGAAAGAAGCUGACCAGGCUCUUUGUGACUGUUGUGCUCUCAGUCUUGGUCUUCUUCCUCUGUGGCCUGCCCUUAGGUAUUUAUCACUUACUGUUAUCGAGGAUUCAAGAGCAUUCUAAUAAAGUAGCUUCUGCUUGGUCUAUACUACUCUCCUGUAUAAACAGCAGCUCCAACCCCAUCAUUUACUUCUUAGUUGGCUCCUUUAGACAUCGGCUGGGGAGGAGGAACCUCAAGGUGUUUUUUCAGAGGGCGCUGGAGGACACUCCUGAGGUGGAGGAAUCUGGAGGAAGUCUCUCCCAGGAAACCAUGGAGAUGUACCAGAGCAGUGUGGCUUCUUAG